AUGUCCUCGCAAUCGCCGUCUCAGACACCAGACGAGCAGCGCGUUGCCGAAGCGCGCGCUGCCGUCACGGCAUCUCUGUCCUCGGUCGGCGGGUCCAUGAACGCCGAAAUGCGGCAGCGCGCAGCCGACAUACACGCGAACGCAGCGGCCAUCGAGAAACAGGAGAAGGAACUGGCAAAGCAGACGGCGGCGCUGGCCAAGGACGGCGACAAAUGGCAGAAGAUGGCGGACCAGAACGUCAAGAAGCUCAACGAGAUGGGAGACCUCCAGAACUGGACCGAGAUGAUCGAGCGCGAUCUGCUGGUGGUGGAAGAAACGCUCCGGCUGGCGGAAGGCGAAGCCGAUCAGGGAAACGCAAGCGGGACAAACGGAUGGACGCGGGGUUAA
This is a messenger RNA of Diplodia corticola, 387 nucleotides long. RefSeq names its product gcn5-like 1. Gene Ontology annotation, biological process: endosomal transport. Gene Ontology annotation, cellular component: BLOC-1 complex. Lineage: Eukaryota; Fungi; Ascomycota; Dothideomycetes; Botryosphaeriales; Botryosphaeriaceae. The record is from RefSeq and is a predicted model, not a curated record. The transcript has a single exon. Bases 1 to 387 code for a protein of 128 amino acids.